AUGCCAUAGAUACAUCAACUUACAAACAAAUCACAUUUCACGAAACGUCAAUAAUUUAGGUUACAGCAAACGAAAACAACAACAACAAUAAUACAAAAAUCUCAAACCUACGCCAAGUAAUUUAAUCACAUCUCAUCAAUCACAUUUCCUUAGCGCAUACAAAAACAAUGCGUCGCACAUCAAGUAUAUGCCGUGUCAGUCAUCCCACAACCCAACCAGCAGGCAGCUCAUCAACUGCCUCAAAAACGCCAGUAAAUAACCGCGCACAAAGCACCGACGACACCGAUCCGCAUGACAACACCGACAUACCGCGACGUGAGUCGCUGCACAAGCCCACGUGGCAAUACAAUAUCCCCGGGCAAUCGCAACCGAGCGCGGAUGCUGCAAAUGCGCCCAGCAAGGGUAUAAAUGUCACAUCAGACUCCGAUGAUGAAGAUGACGAGUAUCUGCGACGGCCAAGUAUUGUCAAGCAUCAUCACUACUAUCAGGAGAAGGAAGUGCAGCAGCAGUUGCAAUUACCGACAAAGCCGUUACAACAAUUGCGGCGUGCCAGUCUGCACAGUGGCGUUUGUUUCAACAAAGGCGCCAAAAAUAGCAGCAACACAAAAAUCACGCGACACCACACCAUUGCUAGUGCUGAUUUGAAGCCGUCAGCCGAUAGUACUAGUUCACCUAUGCGGCGUAAGGGUAGUCUGACACAUUCGACACAAGCAUUUGGUUUGAUGAUGCACAACAGUGGUGGGCUAUCGACGACCAGUAGCAACGUUUACAAUUCAACUGCUACAUGCCCCAAUCUUAGCAGAUCUAUGGAUGGUGCAACAUUUUGUAGAGAGGCCGGGCGUGCUCUAAUGCGUAUGGUUUCGUUGGGUACACAGCCGAAUGUGCAGGUGGCGCCUCCAACUAGCAACACCCGAACCUAUACUAAUGGUGAUGAGGAAUACGACAUAAUGGGAAAGGUGAUUAUGUUGGGCGAUUCGGGUGUUGGUAAAACGUGUCUGCUCAUACGAUUUUAUGAUGGAAAGUACAUGCCACAUUACUUCAUAACUACCGUUGGCAUUGAUUUUCGGAAUAAAGUUGUUGUUGUGGAUGGCACACGCGUUAAAUUGCAAAUUUGGGACACAGCGGGCCAGGAGCGUUUUCGCAGCGUCACACAUACCUACUAUCGCGAUGCACAUGCGCUUCUACUCUUAUAUGACGUCACCAAUAAAACCACUUACGACAACAUUCGCGCUUGGCUGGGCGAGAUCAGAGAUUAUACUCAGGACGAUGUUGUGAUUGUGCUUAUUGGAAAUAAGGCAGACUGCAGCAAUAGCGAACGACAAGUGAAACGUGAGGAUGGUGAACGUCUAGCACGCGAACACAAUGUACCCUUUAUGGAAACAUCGGCAAAAACAGGAUUGAAUGUAGAAUUGGCUUUCUCCGCUGUAGCCAGGCAAUUAAAGUGUCGCGGUACCGUCAAUGGCGAUGAUGGGAAAUUCAAUGUUCAUGAUUACGUACGCGAUAAUACACAAGCACGCACAAUGUGUGCGCAGUGCAAAUCGAUGUAGACAUUGUGGAGUUUGGGAUUCAUCACGAGUACAUACAUACAAACAUAAUUACUUGCCAAAAAUAUAUAAAUUAGAAGAGAAACUGAAACAAUUAAAUGUAUAAAAUAAAUAUUCAAAGCUUUACUAGUCGUCUUUUACUAUAUAGUAUAUACAUUUUUUACCUAUCCGUAGUAAUCUUUUAAUAAUUAAAGUUUACCUUUAAUAUUUUUCUUUUUCCGUUACAUUUGAAAUUUAUCUUACGUUCAAUCAAGAACCAUGCGAGCCAACUAUCUCGUAUAUCAUCGGUUAAUGAACAUGGAGCGCUAACCGGUACGCUUGUAAAGGGGAAACCAUUCAUUCAACUCUUUCGCAUAGGGGUAAUAAGUUCAUUGUAUGUAUUUAUUAGUUUCUCUGUCAAUUCUUUCAAUUUAUUGAAAUUACGGUAGUGUCAACUUUUUAGGUAAUUUUUAUAAAUUUAUAAUUAAAAAUUUCAUACUUUUUUUAGCUAAUUCAAAACAUCAUACAUGGCAAUAUUGUAAUCUUUGACAUUUAUGUGUCAUUUUGACAAUUGAACAAUUUACAUUCUGACGUUUAUCGUUUUCAUUGAACGUGCUUUCAUUUGAAACACAUGGUAUUUUGUUAAAUAUUUUCAAGUUUCUUAUUGUUUAUUAUAUCAAUAAUAGAAAAGUUGGCAAAAUGUCUGAAGUGUUUCACCGGCCUGGGCCGUUAAAACAGACUAAUAAAAGUCAUAAAACU
Molecule: messenger RNA, 2282 nt
Organism: Zeugodacus cucurbitae (melon fly)
Lineage: Eukaryota; Metazoa; Arthropoda; Insecta; Diptera; Tephritidae
Product: ras-related protein Rab-26
Exons: 6
Coding region: 168-1547 (459 amino acids)
Cellular component (GO): endosome; Golgi apparatus
Molecular function (GO): GTPase activity; GTP binding
Source: RefSeq, a predicted model, not a curated record